AUGAAGGAGACAGACAUAGCGGCGUUCGCAGCCAGUCAGCUGUCGCUGCUCGACAACGAGCGCGAUGCUGAAGUCGCCGAGACGCAGCUCUUGACUUCGACUCACGCGCCGACAACACUGCAGCGCGCUGGUCUUGCUCUGCUGAAUCUGGCGGUAUCAUCGCAGAGAACGGGUUUCGGCGGCAAGACGCUUUUGGAGCUCAGUCUAGAUCCUGCCAUAUCAAGUUCGCCCGAAUUGCCUGAACAUGGUCUUCGCGUUGGCGACAUCUGUGCGGUGGCCGAGCAGCCAAAAGGCGCCGAGAAGAAGAAAGAGAGGGAGAAUUUGGAAAAGAAGGGCGUUGAGGGCGUCGUUACGAAAACGCACACAACGACUAUCACUGUAGCAUUGGACAAGGAAGAUGCAGAUUUGCCUACAGGCAAGCUUUGGCUAGUCAAAUUGGCCAACGAUGUCACGUAUAAGCGUCUCAAUCAGACUAUGUCAAGGCUCCAGAAAAUGCAGCCUUCAGAGCAUAGCACGCUAACGCAGGUCCUGUUUGGGCGAUCAUCACCUACUGCAGUUUCUGAUUCUGACCUCAAGGCUGAGAUCCAAUGGAGCGAUCCAACUUUGAACGACAGUCAGAAAGAAGCCAUACAAUUUGCGCUCGCCUCGCAAGAGGUUGUACUGAUACAUGGUCCUCCCGGAACUGGAAAGACUCACACUUUGAUCGAGCUCAUUCUGCAACUCUUGAAGCAAAAGCUCCGGCUGCUGGUGUGCGGCCCAAGUAAUAUCAGUGUUGACAACAUUAUUGAGCGUCUGGCACCUCACAAAGUCAGCAUGGUUCGUCUUGGCCACCCUGCUCGUCUCUUGCCUAGCGUCAUCAAUCACAGCAUGGAGGUCCUUACAAACACUAGUGACGCUGCUGCUAUUGUAACAGAUAUCAGAUCGGAAAUGGACAGCAAGCAAGCUUCAAUCCGUAAGACACGGAAUGGCAGGGAAAGGAAAGCUAUUUAUGGAGAGCUCAAAGACCUUCGAAAAGAGUAUCGCGAGCGAGAAGGCCGAGUAGUGAGAGAACUACUCCAGCAAAGCCAAGUUGUACUCUCAACUCUUCACGGAUCCGGAGGUUUCCAGCUGAAAGAUCAAGAAUUCGAUGUCGUGAUAGUGGAUGAAGCAUCUCAGGCCCUGGAAGCGCAAUGCUGGAUCCCUGUCUUGACGAGCGGAGCCUCAAAGCUUGUGCUGGCAGGGGACCAUCUUCAGCUGCCACCAACGAUCAAGUCAUCAAAUAGUAAAGACACAACAAAAGCCCUUGCUAAGGCCAGUCUUACCGAUCAAAAAUCGACGGGCGGCGCUGCCAAGGCCAAGGACGAUGAUGUCCAUCUCGAAACAACACUUUUUGAUCGACUGCUCAAGCUCCAUGGCAACAAGAUUAAGCGAAUGCUCACCACACAAUAUCGCAUGCACGAGAAAAUCAUGCAAUUUCCUUCACAUGCACUUUAUGGGGACAAGCUGAUUGCUGCGGAUGCUGUUAAAUCUCGUCUUCUAAAGGACUUGCCCUAUGGUGUCGCGGGAAACGACAAUACAAUCGAACCGCUAAUCUUUUUCGACACACAAGGAGGAGAUUUCCCAGAGAAGACUGAGGCAGAAGAUACUGUCAAAGGCAAGUCCAGUCUGCUCGCCGAAAGCAAGGUGAAUGAAGCGGAGGCGUUGAUCGUUCGUGAACACAUCAUAAAUCUCGUCAAUUCUGGUGUGAAGGCCGAUGAUAUUGCAGUUGUAACACCAUACAAUGGGCAACUCGCUCUGCUCUCACAGAUGCUCAAGGAACAAGUUCCCGGACUUGAGCUUGGCAGCGUUGAUGGCUUUCAAGGCCGCGAGAAAGAGGCGGUGAUUGUGAGCCUUGUGCGAAGCAAUGCAGAGCACGAAGUCGGCUUUUUAAGUGAGAAACGACGCUUGAAUGUUGCGAUGACACGUCCAAAACGCCAGCUGUGCGUGAUUGGCGACUCUGAGACCAUCAGCUCCGGCAGCAAAUUUCUAAAGUCGUGGAUGGCACACCUUGAAGAGAAUGCGGACCUUCGAUAUCCGAACUUGUCGGACUUCUCUCAAGCCGGCUGA
Molecule: messenger RNA, 2085 nt
Organism: Pseudocercospora fijiensis CIRAD86
Lineage: Eukaryota; Fungi; Ascomycota; Dothideomycetes; Mycosphaerellales; Mycosphaerellaceae
Exons: 5
Coding region: 1-2085 (694 amino acids)
Molecular function (GO): RNA binding; 5'-3' DNA helicase activity; ATP hydrolysis activity
Source: RefSeq, a predicted model, not a curated record